This is a messenger RNA of Nycticebus coucang (slow loris), 4485 nucleotides long. Its product is annotated as zinc finger protein 300. Gene Ontology annotation, cellular component: nucleus. Lineage: Eukaryota; Metazoa; Chordata; Mammalia; Primates; Lorisidae. The transcript has 6 exons. The record is from RefSeq and is a predicted model, not a curated record. Bases 1625 to 3373 code for a protein of 582 amino acids. Gene Ontology annotation, biological process: regulation of transcription by RNA polymerase II; central nervous system development. Gene Ontology annotation, molecular function: RNA polymerase II cis-regulatory region sequence-specific DNA binding; DNA-binding transcription factor activity, RNA polymerase II-specific.
CCCUAUAGAAACCUCUCCAGGGAGCAGCCAUUAUAGCCUCCUGAACAAAGCCGCUCAAGCUGCGGAAUGGGCAGAACUGCUUGGUACCGAACAGCGCAACCCCAGGAGCCCCGCGCUUGGCUCACAGGAAGCGAAGGAGUUCGCCCAUAUGGAUAUGACAGCCAACCGGGUUAAGCUGUGAUGGGCGUUUCAAGACUUGAUAAUUGAGCUGGGGGUCGGAAGGAUAUAUGCGGCGAUGAGUGAGUCUGUUGGUUUGGUAAUGGCAGGGGAGGGGUCUGUGAUGGUCAGUGAUAGGAGGUUUGUGAAGUCACUGGUGGGGAAUGUACGUGGGAUUAGUGUUGGGUUUAUUAUUAUUGCACAGUGAGCUAUGCAAUUAGUAACUAGGGAGUGAUGAAAUGAUGGAGUGUCUGUGGAGUCAGGAAUGGCGUGUAAGUGGAUUGAUUGGUGGGGAUAACUGGAGUCGUUGAUUUUAGCACUAUGGACUAAAUGGUGGGGGCGUCCGUGAGAUCAGUGACGUGGUGGGAGUCCACAGUAGGACAUGUGGUUGCCAGGGCCGAGGAUUCUGAGAAUUGAAGGAGACAAUAAUGGGGUGAGGUCGUCAUGGUAGUCAGUUGCAAUUUACUGGGAAGGCUUUUACACGUAUUAAAUUUCCACAGGUAUAGGCCGUUGUUGAGUUCUUAAGGUCAAGUCUCUUCUCACAUCUUUUCUCAUUUCACUACCGCCCCUUUAGCCUGGUGCCCCUGUCAGAAAUGAUUUUUUACAACAAGAUCAAACAAAUCAAAAGGGAUAGUGCUACCGGAAUUUCUUCUUCAGUAGGUCCUUGGUCUUGGGAAUUCGAACUAUGAAUCCACGGACCACAGAUCAGUGGUAAGAUAGGAUUUAUUUUACAGAAAAGAAUACAGAAAGAGCGCUUAGAGCUCCUGACAGAGGGAAACUCAGAGAAAUCUCCUGACGGCCUGGGUUCUUUGUCUAGAGGUAUAUAUAGUGGCAUGGGUCCUUUGUAGUUGCAUUUGGCCAGGACUUGGUAACAAAUGAAUGGAUACAGUUCCUUCAGCUGGGAAAAGGUGAAUAACGCGUUAAUGAAGAGAUACUGUCCAUUCCUGAAAUUGUCCAGGCCUAGGAAGUGAGAAGUCCUGUUCAUCCCUGAAUGGGGAAAGCCCGUAUCACCCUUAGGCCUAUGAAAUGUUCCCAGGGGAGUAGUGCAGCCACAGGAGGGCUUUCUAGGUUCAAGGAUGAUUGUGGGGGGGGAGGGCACCAGCAACAGCGCGGGCUGUGCUGUGGUCUCCCUCAACUAACUGGCGUCCUCAGGCUUCUGCAGUGCUCGCCCUCUCUACCGCACUUGGUUCUCCAGCUCUCCCUGUCCUGGUCCGCUGCACCAACACCGCCCGGGCGCAGAUACGGAAGGCGCAUCAGGUCCUUCCCGGUGGCUGGCACCCACCAAGCCUGGGUGCACCCGCCCUGUAUCAAUAGGAUUCUUUUGAAAAAUGUGUUUUGAUAAAGCCUGGGGUGCUCCCUGUCAUGGAAGCCGUCAUUUCCUCUGAACCAGUUCAGCACUGUCCACAAGACUCGUCCUGGGACUGAGAAAAAUUUACUGGGCAUCUGCCCUUUUGGAAGAGAGCAGAAUAUGAUGAAGUCCCAGGGGUUAAUAUCAUUCAAGGAUGUGGCUGUGGAUUUCACUCAGGAGGAGUGGCAUCAACUGGACCCUGCUCAGAAGACCCUGUAUAAGGAUGUGAUGCUGGAGAACUAUAGCCAUCUAGUUUCAAUGGGGUAUCCAGUUUCCAAACCAGAUGUCAUCUCCAAAUUGGAACAAGGAGAAGAUCCAUGGAUCAUAAAGGGAGACAUACCAGAUAGGAAGAGUAAUCUUCACAACUCCCAGUCAUAUAUUUUGGAGGCUAUUUCCUUCCAUAAUAAGAUACUGAAAGGAGUCACAAAAGAAGGCUCAUUUUACUCAAUUUUAAAAGUUUGUGAUGGUCAGCUGCAGAAAUAUAAGGAAAACCAAGACGAACUUUUCAGUCAAGUCACAUUUGUCAGCAGCAAGAGAGUAACUGAGGUAUCAAGCCACAAAUAUAAUGCACUGGGAAGAAAAGAUCCAGAUACAUUAAGUCAAAGACUCCACAAAUAUGAUGCUUUUAAAAAGAACUUAAAACUGAAUAUUGACCUACCUAGUUGUAAUAAGAUCAGUUCAGGUAAAAACCUUGAUCAGAGUUUUGGAUGUGGAAAACUGUCUAGCCACAGUGAAUCCAAUUCAAAUCUUGAGAAAAUUCACAAUGGAUUAAUACCCUGUGAUGAUAAUCAGUGCGGAAACAUUUUUAGCAAUAAAUCCCCUAUUCAAUAUCGGAAUGUUGAAACUAGGGAGAAAACGUGUGUGUGUAUUACAUGUGGCAAAGCCUUUGCUAAGAAGUCACAACUCAUUGUACAUCAAAGAAUUCAUACUGGAAGGAAACCAUAUGACUGUGGUGCAUGUGGAAAAGCCUUCAGUGAGAAGUUUCAUCUUGUUGUACAUCAAAGAACUCAUACUGGGGAGAAACCUUAUGAUUGUUCUGAAUGUGGAAAAGCCUUCUCUCAGAAAUCAUCUCUCAUUAUACAUCAGAGGGUUCACACGGGGGAAAAACCAUAUGAAUGUAGUGAAUGUGGGAAAGCCUUCUCCCAGAAAUCACCCCUCAUUAUACAUCAGAGAAUACAUACCGGGGAAAAGCCCUAUGAAUGUAGAGAGUGUGGGAAGGCCUUCUCCCAGAAGUCACAGCUUAUUAUACAUCACAGAGCUCAUACUGGAGAGAAGCCAUAUGAGUGUACUGAAUGUGGGAAAGCCUUCUGUGAGAAGUCCCACCUCAUUAUCCAUAAAAGAAUUCACACUGGUGAGAAACCCUACAAAUGUGCUCAGUGUGAGGAAGCCUUUAGCAGGAAGACAGAACUCAUUACACAUCAGUUAAUUCAUACUGGGGAAAAGCCCUAUGAAUGUACUGAAUGUGGAAAGACAUUCUCCCGGAAGUCACAGCUCAUCAUACAUAAGAGAACACACACUGGAGAGAAACCCUUUAAAUGCAGUGAAUGUGGAAAAGCCUUCUGUCAGAAAUCACAUCUCAUUGGACAUCAGAGAAUUCACACAGGAGAAAAACCUUACAUUUGUACUGAAUGUGGGAAAGCCUUCUCUCAGAAGUCCCACCUCCCAGGACAUCAGCGAAUUCAUACUGGAGAGAAACCUUACAUAUGCCUUGAAUGUGGAAAGGCUUUUUCCCAGAAGUCAGAUCUUGUUUUACAUCAGAGAAUUCACACCGGGGAAAGACCUUAUCAGUGUGCUGUAUGUGGGAAAGCCUUCAUCCAGAAGUCCCAACUCACUGUACACCAGAGAAUUCAUACAGUAGUGAAAUCAUAAUGAACUAACCACAAAAUCCUUCAGUAUUAGCUCAAGCCUUAAUAAUUACUAGAAACCUAAUUUGAUAAACUUGGGGACAACAUUUCUAUAGAUCAAAUUUAACAAGGGACUUUAUGGUUCUGGUGUGUUCCCUAAUGUUUUCAGAAAAGAUGAUGGAAAACAAUUAUAUAAGUGAAGGACAUUUUAACAUGGCAUGAAAAGCUUUUAAAGUUAUGAAUCAAAUGAUCAAUAGAAAAAGUUAUGUAUACAAGUUAUGUAUACAAAAUACCUUAUACUACAUAAUGAUAAUCAGAUAUUGUGAAAUUUACUAAUAUUAGCUUGGCCUAAUUAUGGCGAUACAGUAAUUUUCUAUAAAAGAUGUGCAAGAAAACUUCAGUAAGAACUAAAACAAAACAUUAGUUCCUGGAAAUUAUAUUUUAAGAAGAGGCUUGAAGCUUGGUUCCCACAGCUCAGUGUUUAGGGAGCUGGCCACAUGCCCUGGGGCUGGUGGGUUUGAGCCCAGCCAGGGCCUGCUAAACAAUAACGACAACAAUAACAACAACAACAACAAAAGCCUUGAGCAUGAUUCCUAAAGUGACAUGUAAAAUUCUUGUACAGAGAUGGAAAGAUUGGUUGAUCAGAUUCAAUAAAUUUUAUAUGUAUUUUCCAGUCUCAAGCAUAUCAGUUGAUGUCCCAGAUCUUGACAUUCAUGCAUUUUGAUCAGGUCUGCCUUUUAUUUUCAUCGUUGUGGUAGAAAGACUGUGGGACUAAAGACAGUCUUGAGUUUUAGUCCUGGCCAACAACUCACAGAUUGGUGACUUCCAGAAAGCCCACUUUACUCAUCUGAAUAUUUUUGGUCAGUAAAUAAAAGUAUAAUGUAGAGCAAAUGUUCUGUGUUAAGAUAGUAUUAAUUCUUCUUUAUCUUUCUUCUCUUGAAAAUGGACACUUAAAUGGCUAAUGUGUAAAAGCCAUAUAUGAACAUGUUUUGCCCUCUGGACACUCUGCUUUUGAUUGCCCACCCCUAUGAUUGGCCCAUUUUACUGUUUUUGACCCUGGUGGCCUUAUUUUUGCUAUGUUAAAGUGACUUUUUAAAAUACUUUAAAUUUGUUUAUGUGUACAUAUACUUAUAUAAA